GACCACCACCACCACCACCAGCAAAAAUGUCGACAAGAUCAUGCUACCAUUCCCGACAGACCAACGAGACCAAAAUCGAGCUCGCCCUCGCACUAGACGGAGGCAGCCUCUCCUCCCUCCUGCCAGCAGAUUCCGACCUGACAGGCUCCCACGCGACCCAGACCUCCAAUUCCCAAUCCAUAUGCGUGAACUCGGGUAUCGGCUUCCUCGACCACAUGCUGCACGCCUUGGCAAAGCACUCUGGCUGGUCCCUAUCCUUAGAAUGCCUUGGCGACCUGCACAGUGCGCCCCCCCCCCCCCCCCCCCGGGCCCCAUUCUUUCACAUUGCUAAUUUGUAUGUAUAGUUGACGACCACCACACAGCGGAGGACUGCGCGAUAGCCCUCGGCAGCGCAUUCAAGCAGGCCCUCGGCCCAAUCCGCGGGUAUAAACGCUUCGGCACGGGCUUCGCCCCACUGGACGAAGCGCUCUCGCGCGCCGUCGUGGACCUUAGCGGUCGGCCGUUCGCGGUCGUCGAUCUGGGAUUGAAGAGGGAGAAGAUCGGGGAUUUGAGCGCCGAGAUGAUCCCCCAUGUUAUCAUGAGCUUCGCCGGCGCGGCCGGGAUCACCGUGCAUGUGGAUUGUCUCCGCGGGGCUAACGAUCAUCAUAGGGCUGAGAGCGCGUUUAAGGCUCUUGCCAUCGCUGUCAGGGAGGCGACGAGCAGGACGGGUGGGGAUGAGGUGCCUAGUAUGUUUUUUUAUUUUAUUUUAUUUUACCUUCCCCGGAUCGAGAUGGUGGUGGCGCUCGUGGCUGAUCGUUCGACAGGUACGAAGGGGGUGCUAUAGGUAGUCUUGAUGGGGAAAGAGUGAUAUGGUACCGGGGUUUUCGUUGCCUUCUUUCUUCUUAUUUUCCUUGUGCCCUGGAAAGUUACCACAAUUGGGCACUCGGGCGGCCAAUUGUUAUAGACUCCUGUUUUCUGCGCUUAGCCCUCUUCCCUUUCUUCCCUUUCUCCACCCGUGCUACCAUGCAUACCAGCGGAUCACACCCAGGCACUCACAUCUGACACGCCUGCCCUCACGCCGGACCCACUGCGAUAUAUAUCCGGCAACGGCGCCUAUUUCCUCAUGGUUGAAUGUAUACCGGAAGAGCGUGCAAAACUCUAUAAUCAAGAAACCCCCCCCCCCUUCUCCUCUUCCCUACGAACUCAUCGUCUCUCUUAUGAUUAAGGUUCAACCUAGAUUGGAGCAUACUGCCAGGCAACGCACCAGGCACCACCCGCUCGGCGUUACACAUGGGAGCCACAGAAAUAGGAGGGAAGUGCUAGAGACCCAGUAAUUUUCCUCACGCGAUGGCCCCAAUUUCAAUCUCAGCAGCAUAUGUCCAAAACUGUAGUAAAUUGACACUUGAAACUUUUCUCCUCCUCUUUACUCCUCUCAAUCACUUAUUCCCCCCCCAUAACAAACACGGGACUAAAUCUCCCCAAAGAAAAAGAAAGAAAAGAAAAAAAAGAGAAAAAAUGGAAAAGCCUACGAGUCCUGGACAUGUCAUUGAGAAGGGGGGGGAGGAAAGAAGGGAAAUAAUAAUAAUACACUUUUGGAGAGAGGGGGGGG
Molecule: messenger RNA, 1588 nt
Organism: Tuber aestivum (summer truffle)
Lineage: Eukaryota; Fungi; Ascomycota; Pezizomycetes; Pezizales; Tuberaceae
Source: the annotation of a GenBank genome assembly